This is a messenger RNA of Panonychus citri (citrus red mite), 1912 nucleotides long. Its product is annotated as basigin-like. The transcript has 5 exons. NCBI's taxonomy places the organism in Eukaryota, Metazoa, Arthropoda, Arachnida, Trombidiformes, Tetranychidae. The record is from RefSeq and is a predicted model, not a curated record. Bases 465 to 1271 code for a protein of 268 amino acids.
UCUCUUAAUUCUUUGGGAUGGAUUUACGAUUCGUUUUCUAUUCCAACACUUAAUCUAAUCUUUAUUUGAAUCAUUCGUAAUAGAUCAUCUCGUCGGCGAAGAUCGAUCAUCUCUUGUGUCUUCAUCUCUACCAAUAGAUGGCAAUUGUUAUGUUGUCUCUCUGUGAGAUUGUCCUCAUUUUCCCUUAAUGUUCAUGUUUACUUGGUUUCUAUCGGGAAGGUAAUUGAUUGUCAAUUAAACGCUGAUCGAAUUGAUUGUUGUUCCUUUCACAUUGAUCGCCCGAUCUUCUAGUUCUUGAGAUUAUCUUUUAAUAUCUUCUCCCACUUUUGUCUCACUAUUUUUCAUCCUCAGGAAUCCAUUUCAUUGAAGAUAAACUCACACAAUUACCGUCCAAUUCAAGCCAUCCCAAGCCAAAGUUACUCUCAAUAAGUUGCAACAAUCAAUAGCCUUAAAUUGUAGUGAACAUGAUUACUAAAUUGUUACCAUGGCUCAUCUUCAUCCUUGUAACAGAAUUCGUGUCUAUGCAAAAGCCUGAACUUAUUGACCUCGAAACUGGAACAGUUCAAUUGAAUUGCACUGGAACUGGAAUCAAAUGGUACAAGUUGGUCGAAGUUGAUAAGCCUAAACAAAUUCGAGGCGAUGAAUACAAUAGAUAUAAAUUAUCUAAUGACAAUCGCACCUUGACAAUUGAAGAUCCUCGCAAAAACGUGGACGAAGCCGAUUACACUUGUUCGCGCUCCUCAGGAAAUCGAACCUUUAGAGUUCGAGGGAAACCCGAAUUCUCAACAUUCAAAGCUUCUGGUCACACCAAAGACAUGAAUUCAUUUAAUGUGGCUCAAGAUGAUGAUUUACAUUUAGUUUGUGAGGUUCUGUUAAGAUCAGCAUUUAAAGAGGACGAUGUUGAUUUCGUUUGGUACCGAAAAUUUCCCAAUGGAGUCGAGGAAAAGAUCACCAAAUUGAACAUCUCAAGUGCUGAAGAUGCCGGUGGAUCAUUUGUAACCAAGAAGUCAAUACUUUCCAUGGAAGAUGUGAAAUAUGGAGAUCGAGCCGAGUACAUUUGCGAAGCAUCGAAUGGUCAGAUUAAAGCAAAUAGCACAGUCAAUGUACGAGUGAAAGACAAAUUGGCUGCUCUUUGGCCAUUCUUGGGAAUCGUGGCCGAGGUUUUAGCUUUAUGUACAGUCAUUUGCAUCUACGAGAACAGAAGAGGAAAACAAGAGUUCGAAGGCUCCGACGGCAAAAGUCCUUCCAAAAGUCCUGCACAUUCAAAAUGAUUAUAUUUAUGACUUUGAUUACCAUGAAUCAAGAAGGACAAUGAAGAAGAAAAUAAAAGGAUAAAAUAGAAAAAGAGACUUUAUCAUCCUUCAUCUUCACAUGUUCGUCUCUUGCUAAUGAAACAUUAGAUUGAUAGUUUACCUUUCGUCCUAAUCAAUUUAUUUUCUGUUCAAAUUUCAACUGAACUUUGGAUAACUUUAGUAGGCUGAUUAUCACUUUCUCUCUCUCUCUCUCUCUCUCUUCAUUUGUUGAAUCUUCCAUUCUUAUCAUCUCAAUCAUUUCCUUAUUAUUAUGUUAUAUGGACAAUCCUUUUACUUUUUUCUGUUAAUAUUCAAAAUCUAAUUUUAAUUUGUAAAUUAAGUGUUAAAUCAUAAUCAUAAUUUCUCAUAAUUGAUUUUCUUGACUUUAAAAUAGCUUCUUAUUCAAUUGUAAUUCAAACUAAGACUAUGCAAUCAAUUGCUAUUUCCUAAUCAUUGAUCACCGAAUUAAAAUCAAACGGAUGAUUUUAAUUUCUUUUUUUUCAAUGAGAAACAAUCAAAAUUACUUCUUGGUUUCAUUCAUUUCCUCUAUUCUUGCCUUUAAUUGUCUCAUCACUGUUAAUCUGUAUCAUUAAGAAAAUUAAACGCUUUUUAAUACAAAA